Molecule: messenger RNA, 1673 nt
Organism: Labeo rohita (rohu)
Lineage: Eukaryota; Metazoa; Chordata; Actinopteri; Cypriniformes; Cyprinidae
Gene: rab3db
Product: RAB3D, member RAS oncogene family, b
Exons: 5
Coding region: 244-936 (230 amino acids)
Biological process (GO): protein localization to plasma membrane; protein secretion; regulation of exocytosis
Cellular component (GO): endosome; plasma membrane; synaptic vesicle
Molecular function (GO): GTPase activity; GTP binding
Source: RefSeq, a predicted model, not a curated record
AGACAAUAGGCGCUGUGGGCAGUCACUCUCUUUGUUGUAACAUCUCCACCUCUGGAGAGGAGUGGUGUUUGGAGCGCUCCGCUCGCCUUUUAAUGGGUCUGCGCGCUUUGUUCUUGGGCCCGUCGCUAUAGAGACCCUCUCCAUCAGGCCCGUGAGGGUCUGAUUGAUCAGCUGGACGGUGGAGGGGCUUUAUUUCCAUUCCCAAGAGUUUGCCUGUUAGUUUGAGCUCUUCUGUCGACGGACAUGGCCGGUUCUGAAGGUUGUGCUUCAAGGAUGGCAUCGGUGACCGACUCGCGUCUCCAGCCGUCACAGAAAGACGCGGCUGACCAAAACUUUGAUUACAUGUUCAAACUCCUCAUCAUAGGCAACAGCAGCGUCGGUAAAACCAGCUUCCUGUUUCGCUACGCGGACAAUUCCUUCACGUCAGCCUUCGUCAGCACGGUGGGGAUUGACUUUAAGGUCAAAACCGUUUUUCGCAACAAUAAGAGGAUCAAACUACAAAUCUGGGACACAGCCGGACAGGAGCGCUACAGAACCAUCACUACAGCGUAUUACAGAGGAGCCAUGGGCUUCCUGCUAAUGUACGACAUCACAAACCAGGACUCAUUCAACGCCGUUCAAGACUGGGCCACUCAGAUAAAGACAUACUCAUGGGAUAAUGCACAGGUGAUACUGGUGGCCAACAAGUGUGACCUGGAAGAUGACAGACUCGUUCCAACAGAGGACGGUCAGAGACUGGCUCACGAACUUGGUUUCCAGUUUUUCGAGGCCAGCGCCAAAGACAACAUCAAUGUGAAACAGGUUUUCGAGUGUCUGGUGGACGUGAUAUGUGAGAAGAUGAAUGAAAGUAUGGACGGAGACGGUCUAGUGUCCAACCACAAAGACUCCAGUCUGCAGGACACGUCCUCUGAGGGACACAGCAGCUGUGCCUGCUAAAACAGACUCUCUCAGUCUUUAUCAUGUAGAGAACUUCUCUACACUUAUAUUCGGGAUAAUCUUUGCUUUUCUUCUUUUAACCCAAACAGCAUCUAAGCGCGUUCAGUGUUGUUUGUUGAUGUGGAUAGUCAAGAUAGGACUGCAUGGAUUAAAAUCUGACUGCACUGGUGAUCUACGUGACGCUCCGUACGUAUUCGCAUGCAGAGAUGCAAACAACUGGAGAUACUGCACAGCAUUUAGAGCUCCAUCCACUCCCAUUGUUCAUGCUCUGACCCCAUAUUCCAUCUUUUCUCUGCUUUUCACUCAAAAAAGCCAUGUUUUGAUGGAUCUUUGUGGUUUUAGUAUAUGUUCGCUAUCUCAUCAGACACUGUAACGUCCAGAGCACUGAGCGGGCAGUUUCUGUAUUGUCCAUCUGGGUGUCCAUCUGCUUAUUAUACACUAUUGUUGAGAUAAAUGCACUGUUUUAUUCUGAUAUGUGCAAUCUUGGGCUUUUGUUGUAACCUAUGUGCAUCACACACUGAGAAAUAUCCACUCAAAUCAAUGUUUUACUGUUUUUUUUUUUUUUUUUGAAUAAAUGUUUUCUUAAAUUAUAAGAUAGCAAAUAAACUAUCUGCAACCCAAAAUGACCUGCGUGCUGUCACAAUAAUUAAUAAGAUCUUGUUUUCUUUUUUUCUUUUUUUUGAAAAGUACUUAAGAGGUUACUUUAUCUGAAAAUUAAAAUCUGCUGAAAAUCCUCA